Molecule: messenger RNA, 785 nt
Organism: Glycine soja
Lineage: Eukaryota; Viridiplantae; Streptophyta; Magnoliopsida; Fabales; Fabaceae
Product: profilin-1-like
Exons: 3
Coding region: 94-489 (131 amino acids)
Cellular component (GO): cell cortex
Molecular function (GO): actin monomer binding
Source: RefSeq, a predicted model, not a curated record
CUGUACAGUGUACAGGGAUUUAUAGGCAGAGAUAGUUGCGUAAUAUGAACGCAGCUGAGAAGCAGUUGAUUUUCCGAUCAGAAAAUCUGAAUCAUGUCGUGGCAAGCGUACGUGGAUGAUCACCUGCUGUGUGAAAUCGAAGGUAACCACCUCACUCACGCCGCUAUUAUCGGCCACGACGGCAGCGUUUGGGCUCAGAGCGCCAACUUCCCUCAGUUCAAAGCUGAGGAAAUAACUGCUAUCAUGAAUGACUUUAACGAGCCUGGAUCACUUGCUCCAACUGGAUUGUUUCUCGCUGCCACCAAAUACAUGGUCAUCCAGGGCGAGCCUGGUGCCGUCAUUCGAGGCAAGAAGGGUCCUGGUGGUGUUACUGUGAAGAAGACCGGUGCGGCCUUGAUCAUUGGCAUUUAUGACGAACCAAUGGCUCCGGGUCAGUGCAACAUGGUAGUGGAAAGGCUUGGUGAUUAUCUCGUUGAACAGGGUCUCUAAUCCUCUAUUUAUGUCUUGCUAUCGUGCAUAUUUCAUUGGCUUCUGUACAAGUUUUUGCAUCGACCUCGACUGUAAUGCUUUGAUUGCAGUGUAAUAAUAUUGUUGGGUGGGUAUCAAAAGUCACGGCAUGUGCGUGUUGCCAAGAAAAAGUGUUUUGGUGCUUGAGAAAUUAUGACUAUAACUCUCUAUCGUUGUACUUUUCUUUGCGGGGUCCCUGUAUACAUUAGUGAUUUAAAAUUUUAAUGUUAUGGUAUUAUGUUUCUCACAUUUAUCAGAAUUCUUCAGAUUCUUAUCUA